AUGCUUGCCUCAUUAAUCGUACGUGCUUCGAACGGUAAACGGAUUUGUAGCAAAAAAUUCCACAAAAUAUCCGACAGUGAUUCCUUCUUCCAACGAGUUGAUAGCGCAUCAGCUGAGAAAUGCCUGGAACGAUGCAUCGAUCAGAUUGAGCACUGUAAAGCAGCUGUAUUCACACAGGACAGGAAAAAGUUGAACGGCCUUUGUCAACUGUAUGCAGUGAAUUCACAAUCGAACGAUGUCAAAGUUGUUAUCGAUGGAACGCUGAACCCAAUCAGUACAGUUUACGAGCUCGCUGACAAAUGCGCGGUGUCGUUAUCGAACAACAAAGAUGACAUUGCAACAAGAAUUGAUCCUGAGCUCCGAUAUAAACUAGAAAACUGGUCAGAUGAUGAGAAUGAAGACAAGAUUCUAAAAAUAAUUGCAACUGAUACAGCAGAACAUCGGCGAAAAGAGACUGAAAGUGACAGCGAAUCUCAUCGAACGGAAACUGAUGAAGGAGAGAUGCGCACUGAUCACGCGAAAACAAAGAUCGCGAUGAGUGAAUUCAAUGGACCACGCUUCAUCACGACCGAUAGCAGUCACGAAAAGGAAUCGGAAGUUUCUCGAUUUCGAACAUUUCCCAAACCUCCUCCGACCACACAUUCUCGAGAAGAAGAUGGUUAUCCUACUGAACCGAAACUUCCAUCGCCCAAUCGAUGGUCAUCAGGCGUUCAUGAUGGUGUAGGCACUGAGAACGUAAAGCCUGCUCCCAUUCAUCCCGUUCAGUUGUCACGUUCUGGUGAACCAAUACCGUGCGCAGAUGCCAACUGUUACGCUCAUGCAUUGAUUGUCUCCUCUCAGAUGGGUUACGUCAAUCCGUGCGCAACACUCGUUAACAAUCCUUGUGCAUCUCGCUUGUCAAAUCCAUGUCCAUCGAUACCUCAAUUAGUGCCUUGUGCAUCGUCUAUUUCUGACAAGUCUCCACAAUCCACUGAAAGCUUAUCAGCUGAUGUUGUAUGGUCGGAAUGGUCGGGGUUAUCGACUUGCUCUGUUACCUGUGGAGAAGGAAUAGCCGAACGACGACGUUUCUGCUCAGUGGAAGGUCAUUGCCCAGGCGCAUCAGUAAGAGAAGAGCCCUGUGAACGAGAGCCAUGUGCACAGUGGUCAUUGUGGGGGGAAUGGUCUGAAUGCAGUCAAAGUUGUGGCGGUGGAGAACAGAAACGUAGAAGGAUAUGCAGCAGUGAACGACAAUGUGAUGGACCUUCGCAAAUGGCUCGUCCAUGUAAUGAACAGCCGUGCGUAUCAGCCGAAUGGACCCCAUGGUCGCCUUGGGAACCAUGCUCUGCCACAUGUGGUACUGGGAAGCAGGAAAGAUACAGGCAAUGCCUCGAUGGUCCUUCAUGUCCGGGCCCUUCAUCCGAGCAAAGAAUCUGUGAAGCUGGUUUAUGCCCAUCAUGGGCCGAAUGGCAACCGUGGAGUUCGUGCAGUAAGUCGUGUGGUACGGGACACAAACUCGUGAACGACUCUGUCAAAAUGGAAGAAGAUGUGAAGGAGAUGGUGAAGAAAGAGCAUUCUGUAAUCAACAGUCAUGUCCUGAAUGGAUCACAUGGUCCGAGUGGAGUGUAUGCAGUGAGUCGUGCGGUGAUACCGCCACAAAAAUUCGAACGAGGAACAGCUCAAGAUCAAGCACCUUGUCGUUCGAACCAAUGUCCGGAGUGGGCAAACUGGCAGGAUUGGUCCGAGUGUAGCGUGACUUGUGGUCAUGGACAACAAAUCAGAAGGCGUACUUGUCAACCAGAUGGAGCGUCUUGUGAUGGUAAUGAAAAAGAGUAUCGAUUCUGUCAGGACUCAGCAUGUCCUUAUUGGGAUGAGUGGUCAGCAUGGAGUGCAUGCUCCGUGACAUGUGGUAUUGGUGCCCGCGAAAGAAGACGCAAGUGUAUCAAAGGUGAUGGAAGUGUACUGUCAAAUAUUGACGAAAUUAUUGCGGACGGAACAGAAGAAAUCGAUAUGAAAAGUGCAGCAAAAGCAAAAUUAAUUGAAAUUAAUCGAAAUCGUCAACGGAAUCGAGAUGGGGCAUUUACAGAAGAGAAAGACACUAGUCAAAUUCAGUUCCAAACAGACCUACCUGCCGACGUACUUGCGGUCCGUGUUGUGUAUUAUCACAGUGGUCUCCGUGGACUUCGUGCAGUGCAUCCUGUGGAGGAGGGCAUAGAUCAAGCACAGCGUUUACCUUCUAUCGGCGUUCAAAGAGUGGACGAAUUUCGAGGGCGCUUAAACAAUCGUUUGCCACCACCAGCUUCUGGCUAUGCCGUGCCUCGUGAUUCAGCUUUUUCAGACGAUUCAUCCCGAUUUUUGCGUCCAAAAUAUCAAUCGAGACCAAUAUUCGCAGAUGUUAGAGGACUUCAGCCCAUAAUACCAGUCAAGCAUUUCUCACGACCACGACGACAAGCUUCUUCUCGUAACCAAGGGAAUCAUUAUUCAUACAAAUCACAGUGUCAAUGCGAAGGAAAGCUAUUCGAAGAGGGCGAGUGCAAUGUAGAGCCAUGUGUUCCUACGCCAGAAUCACAACGAAGUGAUUGUGCCUGGUCUGAAUGGGGAGAAUGGUGCGGUUGUAGUGGACCGUGCAAUGUGGCAGCACGAAUUCGUAGUCGUUACUGUGAUCGUGCAUCGUCAUUAACAUCGUCCACGUUCGAUCGAAGACCAUCGCUUCCCGAUAAAAAUUGCAAGUGUAUUGGUGAAACAAGCCAAUUCUCUCAAUGUCCACCAACGAUUUGCUCUCCGUCUUCUUUCAACCGUGACCCGACACCGACAUCAUCUAACUUUUAUGCUGCAGCAGCAUCAGACAUAGGCAGUAAUCUAAGAGACAAUCGGUUGAGUGGUUGUAGUUGGUCUGAAUGGAAUCCUUGGGGUGCGUGUGUAGGUGGUAUCAAAACACGAACACGAUCGUGUGUAGGUACCUCAGCUGUUGCGAUUCGCUGUCAGUGUGUAGGACCGGUAAUAAGUCAAUCAGUCUGUGUGUCCAAUUCACUCAGACAGAAAACUUCGAAUGAUCAUUCAAAGGCCGAGCCAUCAUCGUUGUCCUCAUUUUCAACAGUUCCUGACCCCCAAGACGACAGAAUUGCAUUAGAGAAUCGAGAUCGAGAUUAUUGCAGUUGGGAAGUAUGGGGUCCAUGGAGUAGUUGCUCUGUGAGUUGCGGAAGAGGUGGUGCAAAAAUCAGAAGAAGACAAUGUCCGUGCAGGCACUGCAAUAACGGAAGUUCUGGAACCGAAGUCCGAGACUGCGAUCUUCCUUCAUGCAGGCCUGAAGAAAAACUGAGGAAAGACCCGUUUGAUUAA
Messenger RNA from Anisakis simplex (herring worm), 3315 nucleotides. The record is from the annotation of a GenBank genome assembly. NCBI's taxonomy places the organism in Eukaryota, Metazoa, Nematoda, Chromadorea, Rhabditida, Anisakidae.